Molecule: messenger RNA, 226 nt
Organism: Racocetra persica
Lineage: Eukaryota; Fungi; Glomeromycota; Glomeromycetes; Diversisporales; Gigasporaceae
Source: the annotation of a GenBank genome assembly
CAAAUUGGAAAGGUCAGAGUGUACGCGAUUAAUUUCGAAUCUUCUAAGAAACCCUUCUUGAAUAUGAAAACAGAAGGAAUGGAAGGACUUGAAUAUCCGGUUGUUUGUAUCCUCGCAGCUGAAGGGUUUCCAAACAUCAAAAUGACUACUGGUGAUGCAUUGAAUCGUACUUAUUUUAGGAAUUUUCUUAGAACAUAUUACAAUAUAGAUUAUGAUAAUACAGAAG